UAGCCUUGUCAAACUCUCUUCUUCACUUUAUUUAGCUGUUCUAGCAUGUAACUCCCAACUCUUUGCACUGCUUCAGUUAGUGGAGCAUUUAUUUUUGUAUCGGCUGCAUUUGUUAAGACUGUAACAACGAAAGGCAUUUCCUGAGAAGCUGCAAGGAUGAGCAGCAAGAAAGAGCAACAGCUAAGGAAAUACGGGACCCUAGUAGUGCUUUUUGUUUUCCAAGUUCAGAUUUUUGGUUUUGAUGUUGACAGUCGACCUACAACAGACGUCUGCUCGACACACACUAUAUUACCCGGACCAAAAGGAGAUGAAGGUGAAAAAGGAGAUAGAGGAGAAGUAGGAAGGCAAGGAAAAGUUGGACCAAGAGGACCAAAAGGAAACAAAGGAACUGUGGGGGAUAUUGGUGAUCAGGGAAUGAUUGGGAAAAUCGGCCCAAUUGGCGGAAAAGGUGACAAAGGAGCCAAGGGCUUAUCAGGAGUGUCUGGAAAAAAGGGGAAAGCAGGCACAGUCUGUGAUUGUGGAAGGUACCGCAGAGUUGUUGGACAACUGAACGUCAACGUCGCUCGGCUUAACACAUCUAUCAAGUUUGUAAAGAAUGUUAUAGCAGGCAUCAGAGAGACAGAUGAGAAAUUCUAUUACAUUGUCAAAGAAGAGAAGAAUUACAGAGAAGCCUUGAUCCACUGCAAGGAUAGAGGAGGAACACUAGCAAUGCCUAAAGAUGAAGCAACUAAUGCCCUGAUUGCUGACUACAUCUCCAAGAGCGGCCUCUUCCGAGCAUUCAUUGGGAUGAAUGACAUGGAAAAGGAAGGACAAUUUGUGUAUGCAGACAACACUGCACUGCAGAACUACAGCAAUUGGAAGGAAGGGGAACCGAACGACCCAACUGGUCGUGAGGACUGUGUGGAAAUGCUYAGCACAGGAGAGUGGAAUGAUUCAGAGUGCCAAGUUACCAUCUACUUUGUUUGUGAAUUCCUCAAGAAGAGAAAAUAAAAGUGCCACAGAAAGUGCCUGGCACUUUCUGUACAUACAGCAACCCCAAUAACCUUCAUCCCCUGUAAGAAAAGCAGACUAAAAAGGAUAAGGCUGAGUUCAACUUUCACUUCAUUGGGUUAAGGAUGAAUAACUACCACUGAGCUAGCUGACAGUGAGCCUGAAGACAGUUCAAGUCUGCAUGUAUUAUUGGCAUCCAGCCAAAAGUAAUUUUUUUUUUCAAUUUAGGAUUGUUGGGCAAAUUUAGAGUAUGCAGAGGUGAAUAUGACUUUACUAAUGCUAGAAACAGUAAAUCCAUUGGUAGAUUAAUUACUGAUGUGGUCUAGUUAUCUUUAAUCUGCAUAGGAAGUCCCAAUAUUUUCCUGCAUAAGAAGUCCCAAUAUUUUCCCAGGCCCUGCCUGGGAUUUGACCAGGCAAGGUCCUUUCCUUCACUCACAAAAUCAGAUAACACCUGUCUGACUUGAAACUGGUCAAAGCACUGAACAAAGUACAGCUGCAAUUUUUGCAGAUAGGGAGUUAAAGUCUCCCAAGAGCAAGCCCCAUGUUCAGGAAGGAUUCACUGUUUUAGACUGGCUGUGCAGAUAAGGGGAACGAGUGAAGAACUUGUACUGGGUUUCCGUGAUAGAGAGGCUGGAACUGUCUGCUUCCUCCAUCCUUUUCCUCUCCUAAGACCAGCACUAAGACAACAUCUUAAUCCUGCCUAAAUUAGAAGGGAAAAGAAAAAAAUGCAAUCUUUUCACUCAGUAUGCAUUCAUGUAGCGUGCCAUGGCGACAGCAGCACAGAUAUUCAAGCUGGUGAGGMAUAAGUCAGAUCAGGCGCUCGCGAAACUCCAUCCUGCAGCACUGACUCAACAGUCAAUAAAAUCUGCCGAUAGGCCUAGCCCACAGGCCAAGCCAAAUAAAAGAGGCUAUAUCGCACAGGAAGCCUGGCAGGUAAGUCCACACAGCUCUGCACCAGGUAAUGCAGGCCCAAGCUGGGAUCAGCACUCACUCAAAGCUUCUAGCUGUGUUUUGCAGAAGAAAAGUGCUUGUUACGAUUAAGAAUCUGAGAUACAACACAGGUCUCACUGCUACUCGAUACGAUGUGGUGAGUAAAGCACCUAAGAUCUCUACACGAAGUGGAUGGAGCCAGGAGCACAGGGAAUGAUGUUUGGCUAUUCAGGAUUUAUGGCCUGCUGGAGUUGGGCACCAAAGCCAUUUUACCAAAUCCCAAUAUUACCAUGAUCAAUCACAAAAAUCUAAGACAGUCUCCUACUGUGAUAAUCCAUUCCCUCCCUCAAUCACUUGGCUGUGCUCUGCUAAUGUAGUCCAAGAUGCUAUUAGCCUCCUUUGCUGUCAGGGCACACUCCUGACUCACAGACAGUUUGCUGGACUCCCCAGAGCUGUUUUGGUUCAGCCGGUCCAUCCUCAGCCUGUAUUGUUGCAAGGGUUUCUGUCUUCCCAGUUGCAGGACUCAGUAUUUGGUCUUGCUGAGUUUUAUGAGGUUCCUGUCAGCUCAUUUCUACAGUCUGCGUAGGUACCUCUGAAUGGCAGCCCUGCCAGAAGUAUAUACUGAUGCUUCCCCACAAUGUGCAGUCAUCUGACAACCUGAUGAAAAUGCACUUGAUCAUCUCCUCCAGAUAACUGAUAAAGAUGUUAAAUAGGAAAGUCCCAGUGUCUUCCACCUGUUACUGACCUCCAGGCAGAGUAUCACCCAUUAACACUGUCCUCUGAGACCAAGCAUUGGUGAGGAACUACCCACCUGGUUAUCCACCUAUUCAGACCAUCAUGCCCUAAUUUGGAUAUAAGAAUGCUGUGGGAAACAAUGUCAAAAACCUUGCUAAAGUCAAGCCAUAUGACACCCACUGCUGUCUCUUCAUCUU
Molecule: messenger RNA, 2852 nt
Organism: Nothoprocta perdicaria
Lineage: Eukaryota; Metazoa; Chordata; Aves; Tinamiformes; Tinamidae
Gene: COLEC10
Product: collectin subfamily member 10
Exons: 6
Coding region: 157-990 (277 amino acids)
Source: RefSeq, a predicted model, not a curated record